CAAUGCCAUAGCAACAACACAGACCAUUGUGACCCAGCAGGUGAAUUCAACCGGGUACAUUUAUAAAGACUUUCCACAGGCAGAUAUGGUAUCUGGGAAAAAAGGACUUGAAUCGAGAUCAUGUCCAUCAAACAGGAUUCUGGAACUUGCACAACACAAAGAAUACAAAACAGUGUGGGUCACAACACCUUGUCCAAAGCUUACCUGGGGAAAUCAGGAGUCAAUAUGGCCUCUGUCUUACUCAGCGCUGGCUGCAGUUCCAACAGAGAGAAUCCAAUACCUAGCUAAGCACAAAAGAGACUUCUCAGCAUGGGAGGACCACCUGAGGAAAGACGAGGAGGUGAUCUCCUCCAGGAAGACAUUACGUUCUUCCUCCAAGACGGCCCAGUACGAGUGUGUUGUCCGCCUGUCAACACCUAAGACCAGGUCCCGAAGCUCCCAGGAAAUGGGGCCUCCUCACACAUCGUGUUGUGAGUACAGCUGCCCUAUCUGGCACAUAGACACCAGAGUGAGAACUGCUGAGACCACUCCACGGCUACUACAGCUAGCCAAUCCCAAAGCGAACCACCUCAACUUCAAAAGCAACAGGGAGAAAGUGGAGACGUACAUUUCCUAUGCUGCCAAAACGGCCCAGACCACUCACAGGCUGGACCAGCUCUCGCUGCCCAAGUUGAGGGACAGUAAAAUGUUCUUUGAGCGGGGACAUCCAGAGGACUCCAUUUGGCCAGUGUCAAGGGGAGCCCGUCAAGCCACAGCAACUUUACGACUUCAAACUCUAUCAGCUCCUAAGGGACUUAAUAAGGACUACAUCCCUCUAAGAGACCUGCCACCUUUAUGAGCUUUCUUCUCCAUCAAUGUCCAUGUUGGUGCACAAUGUACUAGGAAAAUGGCCGCUGAGAAAAGCAAAAUAAAUGGGUACCAAGUACUCAAGGGGUCUCUAAUAAGACAACGUCUUGUGCUUUUUAAAAAAUCUGUUUGGCGCCAGAGCCGAGAUGGGAAAACCGGACGCUUUUGUCCCCCACUGGUUUUGCAAUCAUGUGCAUUGAGAUGUGUGCUUGGAGCUCUUUUUGACGAAAUCGAAGCAAUACAUUACAUUGCCUUUAGCAAACAGCCAAACCAAACUAUUGCUUUAUUCCAGUAGGCUCUCUUUCCAGAAGAAUGUGUUUUCGUCUUUUGAAAUGAGAGCAAAGGUAUGAUAAAAGGAUCCACAUGUGUUUCUACAUUUCAAUCAUUCUGGGUUCUCUGUUUAUAUCAAAACCACCUGUUGUAAAGAUUCCUCACGUGUUUUCCUUGAGAUAGUGAAAUCUCCUAGAUUGAUUCAAAACCACAUUCUCUCCCCAGGAGCUUUAAAUGUCAGCCUCCCAGUCUGUGACCACUGUUUAAUUUACAAAAGGCACCAUGACCUCUGUUUUGAAAUACACCGUAAUCCCGGUUACACCACAGGCACAUGUGAGCAUUACCUAAAAGUGGACACAAUGGCUUUCGAUGGGGCCAUGUGGAUUUAGAGCGGUGCGGGAGGGAUGGCGGAGCCGCCAUGAGUGUAGGGCCCGAGCGGAGAGGCGAACAGACCUCGGAGGCUAGACUUCAAAUCAGAUCCAAGCGUCCAACUGGGACCUAAUCUUGGAUAAGCCAGCAAUGACUGUGACCUUGGACUGCAGGAUAAAGAGGGAUAGAGUGGAAGGUGGAGGAGGCUGAGGAGGAGUGUAAUGACCGUUGGUGCCUCCCACUGGUUGACUCACUUCCCAUGGAGCACCUGUUCCUAAAGAGGAGCUCUGAUCUAUGCUUCUGGUUAUCUGUCUGUGUGUGGCAGCCAGCUCUGACACAUUCAUCAAGCUCCAGCUGACACUGAUAGGCUCUGAGUGGGGUGGCUGUCUCACUGUCUGGAUCCCGCCGGUUAGAUGAGAUGUUGACGCUUGCAGAGUAUUAGUGAGACUGAUCUGGUUUUGGCAGAGAACUGCAACGCUAUAUUAAACUACACUUUUUAUAAAGGGUUUCUAAACUGUCCGUAAGUAGUUUAUAGACAGUUCAUUAUGGAUGUAGCAAUUGGUAAUAAACUGUGUGUGUAAAUAUAUCCCCUCUUUAAACACCUGAAUGAAGAUCACAUUUUUAGCUACUGAGUGAAACUAGCUACUUUCACAUUUAGCCACUUAAACCCUAUGAAGAGCUGUCUGCACACAUCUAUUUCCUAUCAACUCUUCACUUCCUCAACAGUUAAGUAUGCAAACAAAUGUCAUGGUCCAUUUU
Salvelinus fontinalis (brook trout) is the source of this 2244-nucleotide messenger RNA. RefSeq lists its product as uncharacterized. The transcript has 8 exons. NCBI's taxonomy places the organism in Eukaryota, Metazoa, Chordata, Actinopteri, Salmoniformes, Salmonidae. The coding region runs from base 86 to 838 and encodes 250 amino acids. The record is from RefSeq and is a predicted model, not a curated record.